This is a messenger RNA of Linderina pennispora, 470 nucleotides long. Its product is annotated as glucosamine 6-phosphate N-acetyltransferase. NCBI's taxonomy places the organism in Eukaryota, Fungi, Kickxellomycota, Kickxellomycetes, Kickxellales, Kickxellaceae. The transcript has a single exon. The record is from RefSeq and is a predicted model, not a curated record. Gene Ontology annotation, cellular component: endoplasmic reticulum; Golgi apparatus; endoplasmic reticulum-Golgi intermediate compartment. Gene Ontology annotation, molecular function: monosaccharide binding; glucosamine 6-phosphate N-acetyltransferase activity. Bases 9 to 362 code for a protein of 117 amino acids. Gene Ontology annotation, biological process: UDP-N-acetylglucosamine biosynthetic process.
UUGAGGAGAUGCAGCGCGCUGGCAGCUACUUUGUUGCCGUGAUUGAAGACCAGGAGACCGGGCGCAUCGUUGCGUCGGGCACGCUGGUGGUCGAGCAAAAGUUCAUCCGCAUGUGCGGGCGUGUGGGCCACAUUGAGGAUAUUGUGGUUGCCAAGGGCCAGCAGGGCAAGCGGUUCGGGUUCACAAUCAUCAAGCAGCUCCGGGAGCUGGCCCAUGCGACAGGAUGCUACAAGUCCAUCCUCGACUGCAGCGAGGAGAACGCGCCGUUCUACGAAAAGUGCGGGCUCGAGGUCAAGGGCCUGCAGAUGGCUGUCUACUCGCCGGACGCAGCCAGCAAGAAGACCGCCACGGCCAACAUCUAGACUUAGACAACCACAUGUUUUCUUUUGCAUCCUUCAUCCUCCCUCCCCUUGUGUUAAUUUCACUCAUUAAAUAUUCUCACCGCUAUAUUUAGACAAAGAGGCUGAACA